Mus musculus (house mouse) is the source of this 6304-nucleotide messenger RNA. It is a transcript of the gene Taf8, whose product is annotated as TATA-box binding protein associated factor 8. The record is from RefSeq and is marked validated. NCBI's taxonomy places the organism in Eukaryota, Metazoa, Chordata, Mammalia, Rodentia, Muridae. Gene Ontology annotation, molecular function: protein heterodimerization activity. Gene Ontology annotation, cellular component: transcription factor TFIID complex; cytoplasm; nucleus. The coding region runs from base 19 to 987 and encodes 322 amino acids. The transcript has 7 exons.
ACACUACGCAAGAGCAAGAUGGCUGACACGGCGGCCGGGCCUGGUGGCUCCGGAACGAGACCGGGAAGUAAGCAAUCCACUAACCCUGCUGAUAACUACCAUCUGGCCCGGAGGAGGACCCUGCAAGUGGUUGUGAGCUCCUUGCUGACAGAGGCGGGAUUUGAGAGUGCCGAGAAAGCGUCUGUGGAGACACUGACAGAGAUGCUGCAGAGCUACAUCUCAGAAAUCGGGAGAAGUGCUAAGUCAUACUGUGAGCACACAGCCAGGACCCAGCCCACACUGUCGGACAUCGUGGUCACAUUGGUUGAAAUGGGCUUCAAUGUUGACACUCUACCUGCCUAUGCAAAACGGUCUCAGAGGAUGGUCAUCACUGCACCUCCAGUGACCAAUCAGCCAGUGACCCCCAAGGCCCUCACUGCAGGGCAGAACCGGCCCCACCCGCCACACAUCCCCAGCCAUUUUCCUGAGUUUCCGGAUCCCCACACCUACAUCAAAACUCCGACAUACCGUGAGCCAGUGUCUGACUACCAGAUCCUUCGGGAGAAGGCCGCAUCUCAGAGACGAGACGUGGAGCGAGCACUCACCCGCUUCAUGGCCAAGACAGGCGAGACCCAGAGUCUUUUCAAGGAUGAUGUCAGCACUUUUCCUUUGAUCGCUGCCAGACCGUUCACCAUCCCCUACCUCACGGCCUUGCUUCCUUCUGAGCUGGAGAUACAGCAGAUGGAAGAGACCGACUCCUCGGAGCAGGAGGAGCAAACAGAUACAGAGAACAACGCUCUUCAUAUCAGCACGGUGGGUCCUCCCCUUCUGCCUGCCUCACAGCAAUCCCAAAACAGCCUGUCCCACAUCCUGCCCCUGCCCCUAGGAACUGAACAGGGCCUUCCCCAGGUCUCUGGCUGGCUGUUACAAGCUUGCAUGAUGGGCUGUGUGUCCAGUCUCCAUCAUGAGACACACCUCCUGGGGAGUCACACAUUCAGCAGAUGGUGAACGAGCACUGUAAGGUCCAGACCCUGGUCCUGGUCUGAGGAACUAGUGUGGAGCAAGACAGAUAAAGCCCCGCCUUCAGGAACUAAAGAGACUAGAGAUGGAGCUGUGGAGGUGGUGGGGGAUUACAGGUGACAUUUGGGUAAAGACCUGAAGAGACUAACGCCUGCCCUGCUCAUCUCUGGAGUUUCCAGGCAGGGGACAGAGCACAUGCAGGGCCAGCCUGAGGUAGAGGGAGCUAACUCCUGGUACCUCCUUCUGUGUUAGACUGCAGACUCACACUUCCAUACUACAAAGUACAAUAAAAGACUGUUACUGGCACUUGUUACUAUUCUGGUAGCCUGCAAAAUGUAAUCGUGUUAGAAUCCUGGUCCUGCCUCUGCCUGCUCUGUGCUGGGAUUAUAACCCAGUCACAUCUCACUCUGACCAGUUUAAACUGCCCCCUUGUGUCCUGAUGUGAGGUGUCUCUCACGCCCUUGAGCGUAAGGAGCGAGGUGUUUAGAGCCAGUGCUGUUCUGUUCUGUUCUCUUCUGUCGUGUGAACUGGCUCUCGUGCAGGCAGCCUAGAAGUUUAACCUUUUCCUCUCUUAUGAGAAAUCUUAGCAAUCAUGUACUCAGUAAACAUGGGUUGGCAGUGAGCAUGUGUCUGCCCGGGAUACAGCAGUGACCCCAGUAUAUAAAACCUCUGCCCCCCCUUGAAAAACCUUAAAAAAAAAACAAACAAAACAAGCAAAAACAAAAAACCCCUCUGCUCCCGAGAGCCUGUGAAAUCAUCCCUUACACGUAACUCAAGACGAAACGGUUCGCGGUGAGGAUGGAGCCUUUGCUUCCGAUAACAGCACACCCAGGGAGGACCAAGCAGAGGCUUGAAGGAGAGAGGAGAGCCGAACCAUCACUGCCGUCAAGGGCCAGAGCAACAUCAGUGGUUGGGAUGGAAAGACAGGGAAGGGAAGAGGAAGGGAGGGCUGCUGGGAUGGGCCCGCUGCUUCAGGAGCUGGGAGCAGAGUUGCAGAGGAGCACCGAGCCAGGGAGGGACACUUGCCAACUUCUGCAAGCAUCGUUGAUGGCUACGAUGACGGUGGGCCCCAGUCACAGGGAUGUAGGCCAGGGACAAGUGUGGGUCCCUCUCCUCAGGUGGCCACAGCAGAGGCAGUGCAAAUGCUCUCUUUGUAUCGAUAAGUAAAGCCAAGAGGAUGACCUAGCAGAUGGGAGAUGUGGCAGAAAAGAAACAAGUGUGGCUGCAGAACUCAUCAGCUCCAGGCGCCUGAAGGGUGGUGGCUUGUCCCCACAGCAGGAAGAGUCAGGUAGGGCACCCAAGGAAAGCUGACGCACGUUGAUGUGCGGUGCCUGUGAGAUGCUUGUACAAAGCAUUUGAUCUGGGAACUGGUGGUGGCACAGACAGGUUGCAGUUGGAGUCCUCAGUGUGGAAGCGGAAGCCAUAGCUGGGGGACAGAUAGGGUUGUUGGUGCCUCCACGCCGGCCCUGGCUUGAGGCUACCUGUGUCUGAAGGGGCAAAUCGUAGCAGUAGCGUUUCUACAAGCUGUACUCCAUAGAGAGACACAACAUCUAAAUUGUGGGCCCUCCAUGUCGCUCUCACCGAUUGUUUGAGGUACAAUUGAGGCAGCCUUUGAGUAACUUUGGGGUUUGGAUGUGGAAGGGUGGUGGACUGAGGACAUGGUAGGCAGUCCUCUGUUAGGCCCAUAAGAACACAGGAUGGCUGCUUGUUUUGUUUUGUUUUGUUUUUAAGAUUUAUUUAUUUGUUAUAUGUAAGUACACUGAGGCGGUCUUCAGACACACCAGAAGAGGGCAUCAGAUCUCAUUACAGAUGGUUGUGAGCCACCAUGUGUUUGCUGGGAUUUGAACACAGGACUUCCCAGAGAGCUGUCAGUGCUCUUAACUGCUGAGCCAUCUGAGCGGGGGUCAGAUAGGCCUUUCCCAUACCUGACACAUCAGCGUGGUUGCUCUUAUAGAGACAGGCCUGGAGUGGGGAGUCAGCGGACCUUCCCCAUACCUGGUGCAACAGUGUGGUUGCUCUUAGGCUCUGGUUUUGAAGAGGGACUCUGCGGUGGUUUUAGUGUGGAGGACUCGAGCACAUUACUGAAUGGGGAUGGCUUUGCAGGGAGAUGACAGUUAAUGAAUAGUGAGGAGAUGUUGCAAAACCUAGAAGCCAUACAGAGUGUUACGGCCCAGUAAGCCGGAGACUGGUGUCUGUACCCCAGCCCAACUGUCCCUUGAGAUAAAGCCUCUAUUCAUACUUUUUUUUUGCCAUCUGGUCACGUAUGAAGGUGUCCUGGUUGGGGUCUGAGGCCUCCUUUAAACUCUCAGUUCCUCCAGGGCACCCGUGGUGUGUCACUGGGAGGCGCUGCAGGUCAGCUUUUGGUCACGGCGUGCACAGCCUGGUCAGGCUCUGGGUGUGGUGGUCCAUGCCCUGGCUCUGCUACCACUGCUCAAUAAAGAAGUACAGAAACAAAGCUGGAAGCCAGAGUGUGGGGGCUGGGGAGAGCAUACACAUGAUAAGGAAAGGGGAGUCAGUCACCCAGGCGUCCAGCAGUGUUUCUAAUGAAGCCAUGGACUCGGCUUUGCCUUGUCAAGCUCCACUUCAGGAUUCCAGAAAGUUCUUGAAUAUGCUGAAAUAUGGUCAUUGGCUCUUUGUUCCAAGUGCCAGAAAUGAGAGAUUUGGGGGAGAUGUAUUAGACCUAUGUUAGUUGGGGCCUAGGAGACAGACAACCUGUGCACUGAAUGUCCUGGCCCUCCUGUGUCCCUUAUACCAAGAUACCCAUGGUUACGCCCUUUCCUCAUCCCAGUGCAUUAGACUUCCUCCCUGAAGCAUGUAAAUUCUAACCUCCUAGGUCUCCAUUCUUUAUGUCCCCACCUUCUGAAGAUGUCAAAGACCCUGGAGUGUAUCACUUUGUCAGAGUUCACAGUUUCACUGUCCAGGUCUCAUCGAGGCAGGCAGAUAUGGCAGCACUGGGAAGGCGGUGCUCUUGUCUCCUCAUAUCUCAUUAGACACCAGAGUGGCUCUUGUCCCGGGCACAGUCUCCUUCCUCACGCCACUGGUAUUCUGCUUUAUUCCGGCUUUUGCCCAAAGGACGAUUCCGGAGCUGAGAAGGAGAGCGCUUCUGUUCUGCAGCAGAGCUCCUCCUUGUCCGGCAGCCGGAAUGGCGAGGAGAGCGUCAUCGAUAACCCCUAUCUGCGGCCCGUGAAGAAGCCCAAGAUCCGUAGGAAGAAGUGAGUGGGGGCUGGCUCCAGCCCGCUCCAGCCUGCUUGUCUGCUCCUUGGUAGGAAUAGGCUGCCCAGUGGGUGCAGCUUGCUGGGCACUGCUCGGGCAAGAGGAAGGCUUCCUCUGCUUCUCUUCCUUGGCUCCCACGCGUACCCGCUUCUCUCUAGUGGCUGUGUCCUGCCAGCUGUAGGCUGCUCGUGCCUGGGAGAACAGGAGGGGCCCACAGCAGCCUCUGUGGUUCUUCUUCUUUCUAGGUCCCUCUCGUGACCCGAGAAGGAAGCUGCCCUGUAAAGGAGAGAACACGCUUCCCUGGGGAGUGAAAUCACGGAGGGAAGAGGAGGGUGGCGUCCUUCUGGCCUGGGCCAGGCUGUGUCAUUUUAGUAGCAGCUUUGUGUGAAGACAGCCUGUUGUGCUUGACUGUGAAUGGAGGAAAUGUGGUGCGGUAAAGGACGGUUCCGUCCCCUUGGCCGUGCUGCUGCAACUGUGCCGGGGACUGCUGGUGACUCCAUUGAUCAAUCAUGGGACUUGAUUCGUUUGGAACCUGGAGGGCCAGGGAAGAGGCAGAACGACGCCUAUGGCUCUGUGCCCUGCCGAGAAGGCGGCCAUGUGUACCUUCCAGCCCUCUUGGAUCCCUCUCGCUGAUAUAAAUGCAGAGAGGUCUCACUUCUCACCUGGACCCCAAGGUUCCUGCUGAGUGGAUUGAAAAUGACUAUGUAUCUCAUUGUGUUGGAAACAGGCCCACAGCCCACCUUGGAUCUAGGGCUGCCAGGAGCUAGGAACAAAGGUGUCAGGAUCAAUCAAUGACAGUGGCCAUGGGGUAGCCUUGAUCUCUGACCAGCAUUUGAUUAAAGCUGACCACAGUGGAGUCAAACCAAUCCUGUGGCUUCAAAAGGAGCCAUGGACUUAAAGCACCGUGAAGAGUACUUAGCAGGUAGGAGAGGACUAAGCCUAGCUGUGAAAUGCAGCUCUGGUAGAAAGCUACGUGCCCACCUGCUGGACGGAGGGGGUGAGAAGACCCUGCUGAGACCCUCCACCCCACCCCACACUUCCCCCUAAUCAUGAAUCUUCGUGCCUCUAAGGAAGGAUGACAGGGACACAUGGAAAUUGACACAACGUGGAUAAGUUGUCCUUGGGUUGGAAUGCCUCCUCCAUCCUGACGGCUGCUGCUGCUUCUGCUACUGCAGUCUUGCUCAUUUUCUCUCCCCACCCCUCCUGUUUCAGAGAUAGGCUCUCUCUGUAGUCCAGGCUAUCCCAGAAUUCAGUGUGUAUCCCAGGCUCAGUGCCUUCCUGCCACCUGCUGCAGGUAUAGGUGCAGGCCACCAUGCUUGGCUUCCAGGCAGCUGGUAGAGGCUCCACCUUCCCCGCUGAUUCUCUGGAGGGAAAGAGCUCUGUGUCUGGAAUUGGAGGACAAGAAAUGUCGAGAAAGUGAGCUUCCUCAGCUCCGGACCAAACAGGACUAUUUCCGUCGUGACUCAGAACUUCCAGGACCUGUGUGGCUCCCGAGAGCUUGUGGUAGACUUGGCUACUCUGGGCGAGUCAGCUGAAAUCCAGUCAAGGUCAGACAGGAGCGAUCACACCUUGCUGUUCCCGAUGUGACUAGCGAGCACAUCUGUAAUUCCAGCACCAUUGUCACUGGCGUUGGGAACAGUGUGCAAGGUGGGGGUGGGAGGGGCUCUUGCCUGUGACCUCAGAACUGCGGUGCAGUCUCUCUCUAGGAAGAGAGAUUUUGUGUUAAAGCAUAUAAUUCUCAAUGUGUAUUUAUAUAUUUCUAUUUUUUAUAAUGGGGGAGACUUAUUGGAAGGAGAAAUGAAGUGUGAUUUAUGGGAGGCCUGUAAUAAAAAUUCAUAAUAAAAACUUUGUAAAUGACUCAGACAUAGGGCCUCUCAAAUGGUAGGCAAUGAAGCACUGUACCCAGCUUUUCCUGUGACUUGCUUUAAACACGUUUUCUGCAUGCUGAGUGGUGGUAGCACAUACCUGCAAUCCCAGUAUUUGGGAUACUGAGUUCAAGACCAGCCUGGAUUAUAUAGUAAGUAAGCCCCAGCCUCAAACCCAGAACAAGUUGUUAGUGUUCAUUUGUUUGUUUUUAAGAAUUUUAAAUUUU